GAGAGGAGGGAGGGAGGAAAAGAGAGAGGGAGGGUGAGAGGGAGGGGCGGGCAGGAGAAAAAAGCAGAGAGGGUGAACCACAGUGACACACUUCUCAGUCCCCUACACACAGGCUAGGGAGAGGACUUCACAGCUCUCCUUCUGCAGGAUGCCAGUGACUCCUGACUCUCCAUAGUUGGGGCGUGCGAUCCAGCUCCGGACACAAGACAUCUGGCAGGAGGACCGGUUCUGGUCUUCUCAGCAGGAGGUCACAGCUCUGAAUGGGGAAAGCUCUUCAUCUGGAAACUUGGGAGGAGUUUAAGAGAGACCAGCCUGAUUCUCUCUGCUCUCCUGACUCUGGACCGCAAUACAGGUGGACGAGCAGCCACAUCGACUGACUCCUGUAAUACGUGUGUGAUGAAGGACACUGAGGAGACAUACCUGUACCUGACUGGAGAGGGUUAGGGGACAGGGGAGAGAAGAGGAGAGAGAGAGGGACAGGGGGAAAGAGACAGCGCACGAGAGAGAGAAAGAGAGAAGCAUUCAAAAGAGAAGAGAACGAGGGUGGAGAGAAGGAGUCCGUCUGGACUGUGGGAGUAGACACUACGGGCUUCUGGAGGCUGUGACUGCCCCUCUGAUCCCAGGAAACACACGGGCUGUGAGAUGCUGGAGCCGUGAGAAUCCAUGAUAAGUCAUAAUGGGGCCACAAAUAUACCUAUUAAAACAUUACUCACUGUAAUGGACUAAAACUGUAGCAAUAUGGAUAUCAAGGACCUUCAGAACUCCACAUUUGAAGGCAACACUUCGUACUCCCAGCCCAUCACACACAGUCUCUGGGAGGUCAUCACCAUAGCAACAGUUUCAGCCAUUGUGAGUCUCAUAACUGUGGUGGGAAAUGUGCUUGUGAUGUUGUCGUUUAAGGUGAACAGCCAGCUGAAGACUGUGAACAACUACUACCUACUGAGCCUGGCCUUUGCUGACCUCAUCAUCGGGGUGUUUUCUAUGAACUUGUAUACAUCCUACAUACUGAUGGGUUAUUGGGCCCUGGGGAACCUAGCAUGUGAUCUUUGGUUAGCAUUGGAUUAUGUGGCCAGCAAUGCAUCCGUCAUGAAUCUGUUGGUCAUUAGCUUCGACAGGUACUUCUCUAUCACAAGGCCCCUGACGUACAGGGCCAAAAGGACGCCAAAACGUGCCGCCAUCAUGAUUGGUCUGGCGUGGUUGGUGUCAUUCAUUCUAUGGGCACCGCCCAUCCUGUGCUGGCAGUACCUAAUUGAUAAAAGGACAGUUCCGGCAAACCAGUGCACGAUCCAGUUUUUCUCCGUGCCAGUGAUCACAUUCGGCACAGCCAUUGCCGCUUUCUACAUCCCCGUGUCGGUGAUGACUAUUCUUUACUGUCGGAUCUACAAAGAGACAGAGAGGCGCACCAAGGAUCUGGCAGAACUCCAGGGCCUCACGUCCUCCGAGAACCCCGAAGGUACCAAGCCUCCGAAAACAACCAUCCGCUCCUGCUUCAGCUUCACCAGCGAGCGCAGAGACAGGAACCAAGCCUCCUGGUCUUCCUCCAACCAGAGCAAUGCCACCAAGACCACCACGCACUCCGACGACGCCUGGGUCAAAAUGGACCAGAUCACCUCCUUCAACAGCUAUUCCUCGUCGGGGGAGGAGGAGGAAGAGCAGCCAGUUUCCACGGCAACCUCCCAGGGGUCGUUCAAAGGUCCGAGUCGAGGGCAAGGGCCAGCAGAGGAGGGGCCGGUAGCAGGUUACAACGAGAAAGGGUAUUUCACCAGCCCUGAUAAGAAGGGAAGCACCAAGAAGGGAAUCUCUUACAAGUUUAAACCUAAAGCACAAGGGAGCAGCCUGGCAAAAGAAUUAAAGAGGGACACCAAAACUCCACCGCUAUGUGCCUCGGAACCUGAUCAGCCAGUCCGCAAAUCCUUCUCAACCACCUCCAAACCCAUGGACCCUACCCUGAAGAGCCAAAUAACUAAGAGGAAGAGGAUGGUGCUGAUCAAGGAGAAGAAGGCUGCACAGACUCUCAGUGCCAUUCUCCUCACCUUCAUCCUGACGUGGACGCCCUACAACAUCAUGGUGCUGAUCUCCACCUUCUGUUCCGACUGCAUCCCCAUCUCCCUGUGGCACCUGGGCUACUGGCUGUGCUACGUCAACAGCACCAUCAACCCCAUGUGCUACGCGCUCUGCAACAAGACCUUCCAGAAGACUUUCCGCAUGCUGCUACUAUGCCAGUGGAGGAGGAAGAGAGGGGAGGACAAGCUCUACUGGUGUGGACAAAACCCAGUCAUCAGCAACAGCAAAAUAACAUGAUGGGUUUCUACUGGUGUGGACAAAACCCAGUCAUCAGCAACAGCAAAAUAACAUGAUGUGUUAUCCACAUAACAUGUAAGAUUGUUCAGCAGAUGUCCUUUCAAAGUGACUCCCAAGUUUUCAGAUUUGAUCAAUUGAGACUCAACAGAGGACAGUAUUUGGAUAAUGUGGGUAUGACGUCAAUUAUGUUGUUUGCUAGUACUACGUGCCAGCCAAGGGGUCAAUGUCAACAUGCAAUUGUAAAUGGAAAUUACAAAUGACUUGUGAAUGCAUCCAUUAUGUGCUUUCAUGAAAUUUUUGUAGAUUGCACCUUCAAUGUCAAUUUACGAACCUCACAGAAAGGUGUGUUUGAGUAGAAAACAAACAUUUAGGUACAGUACAGUAUAUACCAUUCAGAGAGUUUGCUGUUUGUUGUUCAGUGUUGAUUAUGUAUUUUUAUACUACACAUAGCCGUUCAGUCGAUUUCGGGCCAUUGUAAUUUUAGACAUUUUGUGAAUGUUGUACUGAUAUAUCAGAUUUAAAGAUAACAUUUAGACUUGCUAUUUAAUUUAUAAGAAACAAAGUAAAAUUGUAUUUAAGGGCUACCCAAUGAUGUUUACAGGGGUGGGUUAAUUACACUGGGUAAGUGACAAUCCGGUAUACAACCCACUUUCUAUCAGGGAAUAAACAGGAUAACCAUCAAUAAGAUUAGGCUGAAGAGAGUGAAGAGAAAAUACAAUCUGUACAGUUUUCUGAACUAAUUUUAAUAGAUGUAAUUGAUUGGGACUGGUCUAUUUAUAUCACAAUGGUGAUUGGUUGACAUGUGAUACUGUACUACCCAUCUCUGACUUGAGUUUCUAAGGUGAAGCUUACAAGCUUAAUACAGUGCUGGUAUUGCCCCCUUUUGUCCUGGUGCCUUUGUUUUGCUCAGAGGACAGACUGCCUUGUCCAUUCAUUUGUGUUGGUGACCUUGAUCUUGUGUAUAGUAAUGUGCAUGUUAAUCUAUAUUUAUGAGCCUAUCUGUUGAAUAUAAACAUCCAAACAUCAAUAUUAUGCUGGUUUUAGAGAUUGGUUUGUGUUUUCGGACUUCAGGUUGA
Messenger RNA from Hypomesus transpacificus, 3377 nucleotides. Its product is annotated as muscarinic acetylcholine receptor M5-like. Gene Ontology annotation, cellular component: dendrite; plasma membrane; synapse. Bases 739 to 2301 code for a protein of 520 amino acids. The transcript has 2 exons. Gene Ontology annotation, molecular function: G protein-coupled serotonin receptor activity; G protein-coupled acetylcholine receptor activity. The record is from RefSeq and is a predicted model, not a curated record. Lineage: Eukaryota; Metazoa; Chordata; Actinopteri; Osmeriformes; Osmeridae. Gene Ontology annotation, biological process: chemical synaptic transmission; G protein-coupled receptor signaling pathway, coupled to cyclic nucleotide second messenger; adenylate cyclase-inhibiting G protein-coupled acetylcholine receptor signaling pathway.